GCCAUCGGGGAGGAAGCGUGGGGGACUGAGCGAAAUGCGCGUCCGGGGUUUGAAUGCCGCCGCUGCCACUUAUUGAGUGAUAAGGAAGUAUUUUUGCACACGCACGCACGCGAGUCCCAGCACUUCUGUCUGUAAAAAUAAGUAUCGGAUGAGCUGUGUUGGCAUGGAGGACCUUAUAGCUCGCCCACCCCCAUUUCAUAGAUGGGAAAACUGAGGCACGGAAAGACCCGUCUUGCCAAACAUCCGCAGGUAGCAAGCGGAAGCUGCCCGUGACUGAAGCCAGUACCUGAAGCCAGGUACUUUCCACGGUACCUCGCAAGACCUGGAUCAGUGAAAAAUCCAUGGUAGAUAACAGCAAAAGGAGACAUGAAAAUCAUACAGCUGCUCUCUAGCCCAUCCCUGGCAGGAUCAAUAGCCAUAAAACACCUAAAUCCAUGGGUGGGCCCCAAUGGAACUAGAUGGAUAGGUCAAGGAAGGAGCCUGGCAUUUCAGAGGGACGCAUGGCAGCUACUCGGAUGGAAGCAGCCGUGUGGGAUGUUGAGACUAUUCAGUUCCUCCCUCCCUAAACUCAGUUCUAAUGACUGGACCCAGAAAAGAAUAAACAGCAGCUCUCCAGAGCUCAUUGAAUCCUCUUCCCCAUCCCAACUGGACACAAAUGGAUAUGAAGAAGAAGAGAACUUUGGGACCCUGUCUGACAAAUAUUCAUCCAGAAAAAUAUUUCGUAAAACCACUGCAGACUUUCACAACUUAAGGCUUCAAGAACAUGAGGAUGAAGAAGAUAAGAUACUGCAGAAGCCUUGGAAGGGUCGGAGGAACACCCCUCAUUGGUAUUUCUUUCAAUGCAAGAGGCUGAUAAAGAAGGACAAGUUGGCUGAGGCCCUGGAUCUCUUCGAGAGGCAGAUGCUGAAGGAGGAACGUCUCCAACCCAUUGAGUGUAACUAUACAGUGCUGAUUGGAGGCUGCGGUCGGGCAGGCUACCUGAAGAAAGCCUUUAAGCUCUACAAUGAUAUGAAGAAACGGGAUCUGCAGCCCACUGAUGCCACUUACACGGCCCUAUUUAACUCCUGUGCCGAGUCGCCAUGGAAGGACUCUGCCCUGCAGAGUGCCUUAAAGCUCCAGAAGCAACUCCAGGCCAAAAACAUCCAACUAAACUUGAAAUCCUAUCAUGCGCUACUGAAAGCUGCUGCCUUCUGUGCUGAUACCAAGCUGUGUUUCGAGGUCUUCAAGGAAAUUGUACUCAAAGGUCAUGCUAUCACCCAAGAAACUUUCAAUUUCCUGUUUAUGGGCUGCAUUCAAGACAAGAAGACAGGCUUCAGAUAUGCCUUGCAGGUUUGGAGACAGAUGUUGAAAAUGGGGAUUAAGCCUGAUGCUCACAGUUACAAUCUGAUGCUGUGUGCAGCACGGGACUGUGACCUAGGGGACCCCAAAGUGGCUUCAGAUUUGCUUUUGGGUCCAGAAGAGGAGCCAGCCCUGCUCCAAUUGAAAGCAGGCAAGAGGCACCAAAGGAAGAAAAUACAGAAAGAGAAGGCUACCUCAGCCAAGCUGGAUAUGGACUCACUGGAAAGGCAGCUAUUCCAGGGAACUUCCAAGGACGCCCAGGAUCCUCCAAGCCUCCAGAAAGCCAGAGAGGCCAAUGAGGUACAGCUGGAAGAUGCCAAAGGAGAACUUGAUUCCAAAUCUACUAAUUCCCUGGUAGUACUAAACCAAAGUCUGAGCAGGCUGGAGCCCACGAAAGCUGAUCUCACCCAAUUUUCAGAGCCUGUUUGCCCCCUGCCAAACUUACUGGAUCUCAAGGUAUCUCACCCGAAUGUGGUUUCUCUAGGGACUGUUACUACUCCGGCCGACAGGUUGUCUUUAAUGGGUGAGAUGGAUGGCUUCUUGAGGAAGAUGAAGAAGGACCACCUGGAGCCUAAUAUCAAAACUCUAACACUGUUGGCUGAGAUUGUCCGGCCUAACAGUCCAUCAGAAUCCUCUUUGCUGGCUCUUCUUGAUAAGUACCAGGUGGAAGCCGAUGUUACAUUUUUCAACACGUUGGUGAGGAAGAAGAGCAAAUUAGGGGACCUAGAAGGGGCAAAGAAGCUGCUUCCCAUCUUGGCAAGGAGAGGAAUCAUCCCCAACAUACAGACGUUUUGUAACUUAGCCAUCGGCUGCCUCCAGAAAUCACAGGGAAUGCAGCUACUCGGGGACAUGAAGAAAUGCGGGAUGAUACCUAACACCCACAUCUACAGCACCCUCAUCAAUGCAGCUGUGAAGAGGCUGGACUAUACUUAUCUCAUAGAGAUCCUUCAAGAUAUGAGGAAGACCAAUGCCCCAGUGAAUGAAGUCAUAAUCCGACAGCUGGAGUUUGCAGCUACGUACCCUCCUACAUUUGACAGGUACAAAGAGAAGAAUACCUACUUGGAAAAGAUCGAUGGUUUUCGAGCUUACUAUACAAAGUGGCUGAAAGUGAUGCCUGCAGAAGAAGCCACCCAUCCCUGGCAGAAAUAUAGGAUACAACCUAAGAGUGACAAAGUUAAUGAAGAGGAGAAUAACGAAACCAAAGGCAUAAAAGGCAAGAAAGAAUAGAUACCUUGAUGAUCUUCUUGAGAGGACUGACAAUAUAGACAAAUUUUGGGACGUGUUGGAAAAACCCAGAAAUCCCAGAUCGUUAGAUGGUUAGUUGUCCCACAAAGGAGCUGUAGUUGAAGCAACAUGAACGGGUUCAAGUGUCUGACAGUCAUGACACUUUGCCCAUAUCCAGUAUUUGUUACUGGUCAAAAUGUAACUGGGGUCUUAGUGCAUUAACAAUACUACUGCAUUUUAGAAUGCUUUCAAUAAACUUUAUUACAUACCAGCUGGUUGUACCAGCUUUUGUUUGCUGAACUAGCAGCCUUAUGUAAAAAAAUUAUUAUUAACUUGCUAAUCUAGUCUGAAAAACUAUAUAAUUGGACUUAUAAAAAUUAUAACUGUAUGAAAAAUUAUAAGCUUAGAAAAAUUAUAAUUGGGCCGUAAG
Molecule: messenger RNA, 2992 nt
Organism: Dromiciops gliroides (monito del monte)
Lineage: Eukaryota; Metazoa; Chordata; Mammalia; Microbiotheria; Microbiotheriidae
Gene: PTCD1
Product: pentatricopeptide repeat domain 1
Exons: 9
Coding region: 367-2565 (732 amino acids)
Biological process (GO): tRNA 3'-end processing
Cellular component (GO): mitochondrial matrix
Molecular function (GO): protein binding; tRNA binding
Source: RefSeq, a predicted model, not a curated record